This is a messenger RNA of Tupaia belangeri chinensis (Chinese tree shrew), 4851 nucleotides long. RefSeq names its product nidogen 2 (gene NID2). Gene Ontology annotation, molecular function: calcium ion binding; Wnt receptor activity; Wnt-protein binding. The transcript is spliced from 22 exons. Bases 1 to 4221 code for a protein of 1406 amino acids. Gene Ontology annotation, cellular component: plasma membrane. The record is from RefSeq and is a predicted model, not a curated record. Gene Ontology annotation, biological process: canonical Wnt signaling pathway; cell-matrix adhesion. Lineage: Eukaryota; Metazoa; Chordata; Mammalia; Scandentia; Tupaiidae.
AUGGUCCCAGAUGAGGAACCAAGAUCUCUGCUCCCUGGUGCCUUGCCCAUUUCUGCUAGCUGCCCAAACCGGGUGCCUCAUUCCAUGCCCGAAAUAGAGCGGAUCACAGGCGCAUUUCAUGGCGCUCUCGGGUGUGGCUUUACUCCUGGGAAGCAUCUCCUGCAGGAAGGCGACGACGAAAGCUCUGCCGCCGUGAAGCUGGCGAUUCCCCUGCGCUUCUACGAAACCCAGUUCAGCCACCUUUAUGUGGGCACCAACGGCAUCAUCUCCACGCAGGACUUCCCCAGGGAGACUCAGUAUGUGGACGACGAUUUCCCUACGGACUUCCCGGCCAUCGCCCCCUUCCUGGCCGACAUCGACACCAGCCACGGCAGGGGCCGGGUCUUGUACCGCCAGGACACCUCCCGGGCAGUGCUGGGCCUGGCCGCCCUGUACGUGCGCGCAGGUUUCCCGAGCUCCGCGGCGCGCUUCGCCCCCACCCACGCCUUCCUAGCCACCUGGGAGCAGGUGGGCGCCUACGAGGAGGUCACGCGAGGGGCGCAGCCCUCGGGAGAGCUGAACACUUUCCAGGCAGUCUUGGCAUCUGAUGAGUCUGAUACCUACGCCAUCUUUCUUUACCCUGCUAAUGGCCUUCAGUUCUUUGGAACCCGCCCCAAAGAGUCUUACAAUGUCCAGCUGCAGCUUCCAGCUCGGGUGGGCUUCUGCCGAGGAGAGGCUGGUGACCCGAAGAGAGAAGGACCAUGUUUCAGCUUGACUAGCACAGAACAGACGGUGAAAAAUCUCUACCAACUGAGCAACCUGGGGGUUCCUGGCGUGUGGGCUUUUCAUAUUGGCAGCACUUCCCCGCUGGACAAUGUCAGCCCAGCUGCAGGUGGAGGACACCUCACCACAGCCCGCUCUGCAGCUCCACCGGAACAGACCAGCCAUGCUGCAGCCCUGGGAAAUGACUAUACUGAGGACAAUUUGGAUUAUUACGAUGAGAAUGAGGAGGAAGUUGAGUACCCACCAAGCGAACCAGAGGGGGCAACAAAUGGCCGUAGCACUGUUGAUGUUUCCUUUCACUCGAAAGCUGAUUCAGGGCCUUUGGGAGGAGAGAUCUCUCCUCCAGAUUCUGAUCUGGCCUCUCCUUUGCCACAUCUAAUACCUAGUGAUCAGCCAUUCUACCCCGAAACAGAAUCUGCCACCAAAGAGGGGGUCUCUCUGAGGGAGGGAGAGGCCCCUGAUCUACAAGGCCAAGUUGAGUCUUCAGACCAGAUAGAGACCAGAAGCUUGACUCCAUCAGAGGUAGAUGGAGACCCAUUGGCUCCUUCCUGGGAAGCCCCACCACCCUACCCUGGAAGCAAAAACACCCGGCCCUAUCCAGAUGGAGGGGCAGUGCCUUCAGAAACGGACAUUCCUCCAGGCCAUCCUAACGGAGAAGCCGUUCUUCUAAAUUCCGCUUUGCCAGGUCACAGUCUACCCCGGAGUGGAGGGAGGUACGUGGUCGGAGUGGAAGACAACAUCGAGUCCAACACUGAGGUCUUCACGUACAACGGUGCCAGCAAGGAGACCUGUGAACACAGCCAUGGGCAGUGCUCCCUGCACGCCUUCUGCACGGACUAUGCCACCGGCUUUUGCUGCCACUGCCAGUCCAGGUUUUAUGGAAAUGGGAAGCACUGUCUGCCUGAAGGGGCACCUCAUCGAGUCAAUGGGAAAGUGAGUGGCCAGCUCACUGUGGGCCACACGCCCGUGUACUUCUCUGACGUGGACCUGCAUGCCUACAUUGUGGGCAAUGACGGCAGAGCCUACACGGCCAUCAGCCACAUUCCACAGCCAGCAGCCUACGCCCUUCUCCCCCUCACACCAAUCGGAGGCCUGUUUGGAUGGCUCUUUGCUUUAGAAAAGCCAGGCUCAGAGAAUGGCUUCAGCCUCACUGGUGCUGUCUUUACCCAUGACAUGGAAGUUACUUUCUACCCAGGAGAGGAGAAGGUUCAUAUCACUCAAAUUGCUGAGGGGCUUGACUCAGAAAACUAUCUGAGCAUGAAGACCCACAUUCGAGGCCAGGUCCCUUAUAUCCCAGCAAACACCACGGCCCACAUUGCUUCCUACAAGGAGCUUUACCAUUACUCUGACUCGGCUGUGACCUCCACGAGUUCCAGGGACUACUCUCUUACCUUUGGUUCAGUCACUGAAACACGGUCCUACCGGAUUCACCAGAACGUCACUUACCAGGUGUGCAGGCAUGCCCCCGGACACCAGGCCGUCCCCACCACCCAGCAGCUGAAUGUGGACCGUGUCUUUGCCUUGUACAGUGAUGAAGAAGGAGUGCUUAGGUUUGCCAUUACCAGUCAGAUUGGCCCUGUUGAAGGAGACCCGGACUCUGCUCCAGUGAAUCCUUGCUAUGACGGGAGCCACGCAUGUGACACAACAGCACGAUGCCAUCCGGGGGCAGGCGUAGAUUACACCUGCGAGUGUGCACCUGGGUACCAGGGAGAUGGACAAAGUUGUGGGGACAUAAAUGAAUGUGCAACUGGCUUCCAUCACUGUGGCCCCAACUCUGUGUGUAUCAACUUGCCAGGAAGCUACAGGUGUGAGUGCCGGAGUGGUUAUGAGUUUGCAGAUGACCAGCACACCUGCAUCUUGAUCGCUCCACCUUCUAACCCCUGCGAGGAUGGCAGUCACAACUGUGCCCCUGCUGGGCAGGCCCGGUGCAUUUACCACGGAGGCAGCACUUUCACCUGCGCCUGCCUGCCUGGCUAUGCCGGCAGUGGGCAGCAGUGUACUGAUGUUGAUGAAUGCUCGGAAAACAGAUGUCACCCUGCGGCUACCUGCUACAAUACACCUGGUUCCUUCUCCUGCCGCUGCCCACCUGGAUAUCAUGGGGAUGGAUUUCACUGCACCUCUGAAGACUCUGCAGCUGAACUGAAAACUUGUGAGCACCAGCAGCGCUACGCCCAGGCUCAGCACACCUACCCUGGGGCCCGGCACCACAUCCCCCAGUGCGACGAGCAGGGCAACUUCCUGCCACUGCAGUGCCACGGAAGCACCGGCUUCUGCUGGUGUGUGAACCCUGAUGGUCAUGAAGUCCCUGGUACUCGGACCCCACCUGGCUCCAACCCGCCUCACUGUGGACCACCACCAGAGUCCACCCAUAGGCCCCGCACCGUCUGUGAGCGCUGGAAGGAAAGCCUGCUGGAGCACUACGGUGGCACGCCACGGGACGACCAGUACGUGCCCCAGUGUGAUGAGCUGGGCCACUUCAUCCCCUUGCAGUGCCAUGGGAAGAGCGACUUCUGCUGGUGUGUGGACAGAGACGGCAGAGAGGUGCAGGGCACGCGUUCCCAGCCAGGCACGCCCCCUGCGUGUAUUCCCACGGUUGCACCACCCACGGUCCGGCCCACGCCCCGACCUGAUGUGACCCCUCCAUCUGUGGGCACCUUCCUACUCUAUGCCCAGGGCCAACAGAUCGGCCACUUGCCCCUCAAUGGCACCAGGCUCCAGAAGGACGCGGCCAAGACCCUGCUGUCAUUGCAUGGCUCCAUUGUUGUGGGAAUCGAUUACGACUGCCGGGAGAGAAUGGUGUACUGGACAGAUGUUGCUGGGCGGACGAUCAGCCGUGUCAGUCUGGAACCCGGAGCAGAGCCCGAGACGAUCGUGAACUCAGGUCUGAUAAGCCCCGAAGGACUUGCCAUUGACCACUUCCGCAGAACAAUGUACUGGACGGACAGCGGCCUGGAUAAGAUCGAGAGAGCUAAGCUGGAUGGCUCUGAGCGCAAGGUCCUCUUCCACACGGAGCUGGUGAAUCCCCGCGCCAUCGCUGUGGAUCCAAUCCAAGGCAACUUGUACUGGACUGACUGGAACAGAGAAGCUCCUAAAAUUGAAACAUCUUCUUUAGAUGGAGAAAACAGAAGAAUUUUGGUCAAUAAAGACAUUGGAUUACCCAAUGGUUUAACCUUUGACUCCUUCUCCAAAUUGCUCUGCUGGGCGGACGCAGGAACCAAAAAACUGGAGUGUACACUACCUAACGGAACUGGUCGGCGUGUCAUUCAGAAUAACCUCAACUACCCCUUUAGCAUUGUUAGCUAUGCAGACCACUUCUACCACACGGACUGGAGGAGGGAUGGCGUUAUAUCAGUAAAUAAGGAAAGUGGUCAAUUUAUCGACGAGUAUAUUCCAGAGCAGCGAUCUCACCUCUACGGAAUUACUGCGGUCUAUCCCUACUGCCCAACAGGAAGAAAGUAAAUCUGGCAAUGUGAAGGACUUGGAGUUUAUAAUCAGUACCUUGACCCUAAAGAACAUUUACUGCAAGCAAAGGCAAAGAAAGUGAAAGAGGAAUUGGCGAUUAGAAGAUCCUGGACAUAUAAGAUGAACAUUUUUUGUGCAAAAAGACUAUAUUUUGUGAAAAGUUUUACCUCAAUUCUUACUACUGUAUUUUUAAGAACAUAGAUUGUUACUGCAAGUCAAAAAUAGGUAAGAGAACUUUUAACUGUUGCUUAUUAAAGCAACUUUUUAUAGGCAUAUUUAAAAGGUGAAAUUUAUUCAAUUAAGAACCAAUUAGAGUUUAAAUCUAAUUCUUGCUAUGGAUUCAUUCUGGUCAAGAAAUGAAAAGCACACGUGAUCUAGUAUAAAGAUCAUAAAUCUUGAUGUAGUUAGAGAAGGUUAUGCAGAACUGAUUUCCCAACAAAAGUUUUUACCUCUGCAUCAAUGUAUUUCUAUUUAUAUUAAAAGGUGCUAGAAUGACUUAAUUUGUAUCUUCUGAUUCUGUAAGUAACUCUACAAAAGUACCCACUACAUUUAUAAAUACCAAAGAUGUAAUAGUUCUCAUAUUUUCUAGUUUAUUCCAAUAAAAUAAAACUUUAAGUUUUCCUAUGA